This is a messenger RNA of Planococcus citri (citrus mealybug), 1633 nucleotides long. RefSeq lists its product as uncharacterized. The coding region runs from base 215 to 856 and encodes 213 amino acids. The record is from RefSeq and is a predicted model, not a curated record. Lineage: Eukaryota; Metazoa; Arthropoda; Insecta; Hemiptera; Pseudococcidae. The transcript has 5 exons.
GACCAGUAUCAGAUGAUCAAAUCCGCUUAGUUUCGUUUUAUCAAGCAUCCACCGACAAUACCUAUCAUGGAAUGAUGAUAUUCACAUUGCACUUGAUAGCAAAAAUCACAAUUUGUUAAUUACGAGUAGAAAAGUAUUCGCGACGUGGAAAGUUUGUCUUGUGGGUCUGUAAUUUGAUGGAAUCACAUUUUCUGUGUACCACACAUGAAACGCGAUGGCGUCAUCAAGAUUAUAUUAUUCCAAAUGGAUCGUAUUUGGUUUGAAAAUCAUUAUCAUAACUUGCUCAUUAGUCAUCUGUCAGGAUACAUUAGUGAGCAUUGAAGAAGUGACGAAGAAUUGCGGAGAUAAUAGUAUUGAUUUAUCAUGCAAUAUCACACGACAAGGAAAUCAAUUGUAUUGGUAUCGUUUAUCAGUGGAACAAAUGGAAAAAAUACCCCAUAAUUCAUUAGAUGAUUUCAUUAAAUACCGAGUAAAGAACACUUUCUAUUCGGAUCAGAAAAAUAAACUGCUACUGUACUAUCUAACAGUGAAUGAUACCGGAAUGUAUUCGUGCUUGGAUUGGUCAAAAGAAACUGGGAUACGGGUGAUUCGCCGCAUUCGAUUACAAGUCAAAUGCAAAGGUGAUGAAAACAAAAAUCAUGUAAAACAGUACGUGGAAAAAAUCCAGGUUGCCUUGGCACCACCUUAUGUAUCGCAGAAGCGUGUUGCAAUGACGGCAUUUGAAGACGAUGUAGACUUAUUCAUUUUCACCAGAGGUCAAGUACCUAUACUUACCUACAUAAGUACGAAAAAAAAACAAAAAACAGAGGUGUUAUACUGUUUUAUAUCACUAUUACGUUUUUAUGGCUGCUAUUAGAAUUUACAUCAAAAUCGUUGUACUUAUUCGAUCAUUAUUAAUGUUUUUAGAGCGGAUGAGUGUGAAAUUUCCGGUUUCGGUACCUAGUCAGAUUCGCCUUUCAAACACACUCGACUACCUGAAAAAUCACAAAGGCUACUGUUUUGCCAGUCCACCAAAUUUUUUUUUCCAAACGGAAAGGAGGCUAUUCUAACGUCGAGACCGGAGGAUGCUCCAACUUGCUCCAACAAUGCUCUAUCCUCUUUAGGAGGUCCUCCUCUUCCUCUGAAAACGGUUGGGCUAGUGAAAUCAGUAUACCUAACCUAAAUUUAAAAUCAUUUUUAUUACCUUAAUCACUUCCUGCUUUCUACAAAACUUGCAAAAGUUUUCAAUCAGUUCUCUUUCUCUCAUUUCCUAUUGCUAAUUUAAUUUUUUCAUGUAUUAUAGUACUUAACUAUUUAUUUAUCUCCAUUGCUCUUAGUGGGUAAUUCUCAAAAAAAGGUAAAAUUCGUGUCCACAGCAAAUUUCUCAAUGGUUUUAGCAUAUUUUUUUUUCUAUUUUUUUUGGUCCAUACAAGCAUCACCUCCCUCACAUUUUACACUUGAUAUUGCGCUGUUCAGCCCCCCUUUCAUUGGUGUAGGCCUACAUUCGAUUUUAUAACCCAAAUGUCCUUCGACUUGCCUAUCUCACACCAUGUUUUUGAAAAUAAAAUGUUGUAAAGUGUACACUGUACUUAAUGAAAUCCCUUCUUUUUUUUUGGAAAAAUUGACACAUUCUCAUUAUCAUAGAACACGAAGG